UACUAGCCUUGUGUAGUGGGGACGGACCGUGAUUAUUCGACCAGAUGAUCACCGUACUCGGGGAUAAUAGAGAGGACCAAAAUCUAUAAAAGAGGGGUGAAUUUACAGGUAUAAUCAAGUCGAACAACCCUCACAGUUGUACAGCUUACUAUCAGUUCACAAUGUUUGCUCGUGUCUCUGCUUUAACUCUCCUGGCUUUGCCUAUUCUUGCGACCGCCACAGUCCUUCCCCGUGCUGACGGAGCGGCGUGCAGUGCCACUGGUACCGCGCAGUGCUGCGCUACGACUCAGAGCCCCACCUCUACUAUCGUUCAGACCCUUUUGGGUCUCCUCGGAAUCCCCAUCGGCAGUGUCACCGCUAAUGUUGGUCUUACCUGCAGCCCCAUUACCGUCCUUGGGAUCGGCGGUACCCAGUGCAACAACCAAGUUGUCUGCUGUGAUAACAACAACUUCAAUGGUCUUGUUGCGUUGGGAUGCACCUCCAUUAACAUUGGCCUCUAAGAUAAUGUUCCACAAGUGUUCGGGAAUGGCAACGUAUCAGCGACAUUGUAUUGAUUUGUUGUACAAGUAGACAGAUCGAGAAAUCAAUAGUGCUGAACAAGGAAUGAAUAUGUCACAUAUAACACAUAUCUCAUUGAAGUAGAAUCGUACCAUACUACGGAACGGUGUCGAAGAAGGAUAUCACGAGAUGGCGUCUAUGUCCAUUCAUAACGCGCCUUGUCGUGGGUUUACAAGGAACGAAUAUGUC
This is a messenger RNA of Desarmillaria tabescens, 747 nucleotides long. Its product is annotated as hydrophobin 2. The record is from RefSeq and is a predicted model, not a curated record. The transcript has 4 exons. Bases 162 to 500 code for a protein of 112 amino acids. Gene Ontology annotation, molecular function: structural constituent of cell wall. Gene Ontology annotation, cellular component: fungal-type cell wall. Lineage: Eukaryota; Fungi; Basidiomycota; Agaricomycetes; Agaricales; Physalacriaceae.